AUGCCACGUACUGGUUGACGUUUACAGUUUGGAGGACACUUCCUGAUGCUGGCACCCGGGUCUAGCUAGGCUAGCUAACAGACUUAAUUUUCACGGUUUUGGGAAACCUGUGAAAAGCAGCGUGGGCAAGUCGUCUGAUUCAGUGGUGGGAGCAGAAGAGGUCGGACGGCACCAUGAACGGCCAGCUGGACCUGACCGGGAAGCUGAUCAUCAAAGCCCAGUUGGGCGAUGACAUCAGACGCAUCCCUAUCCAUAAUGAAGACAUUACUUAUGAUGAGCUAGUGCUGAUGAUGCAGCGUGUUUUCAGGGGAAAGCUGCAGAGUAAUGAUGAGGUUACCAUCAAAUACAAGGAUGAGGAUGAUGACCUCAUCACCAUCUUUGACAGCUCCGACCUCUCCUUCGCCAUCCAGUGCAGUAGAAUACUCAAACUAACUUUGUUUGUGAAUGGUCAGCCUCGGCCUUUGGAGUCUAGUCAGGUGAAGUACCUGCGCAGGGAGCUCAUUGAGAUCAGAAAUAAAGUCAACAACCUCUUGGACAGCCUGGAGCCCCCAACAGAACCGGGUCUGGCUGCUACAGCACCAGACAGCGAAUCAGUGGAUGGACGCGAAGGCAAAGUGGUGGCAGCAGACCCCACAGUUAAACAGGUGACUCCUGUCAGUGCAGCCAGCAUGUCAGCCUUUGACCCAUUAAAAAACCAGGACGAGGUCAACAAAAAUGUCAUCUCCGCUUUUGGCCUGAGCGAGGACCAGGCCCCAGGUCCCCCAGCAGUUGCACCAGAGGAGCGCUCAGGAACCCCUGACAGCAUUGCCUCCUCCUCGUCUGCAGCCCCUCAACCAGGAGUGCCCCCACAACCACAGGCUCCCUAUGCUGGAGUACAGCAGGGACCCCCAGCUGGCAUGGAUGGUCAGGUGUACCAGCAGUACCAGGCUCCAGGUGGAUAUCCGCCUCAGCAACCAGGUGCCCCGCCGCAGCAGCAGCAGUACGGUAUGCAGUACCCUGGAUACAGCACUCAGCCCGGAGCCCCUCAGCCUGGCCCUCCACAGCCGCAGCCGCCGCAGCAGCAGCAGCAGUUUCAGAACUACGCACCUCCCUCCUCCCAGGCUCCGGCCCCUGGUCCAGCCCCAGCUCCGGGCUUCCAGGGUGGCCAGCAGCAGCCCCAUCCAUCUCAGGGAGCCCAGCAGUAUGCACCGGGAAGCUUCCCUCCUCAAAACUAUACCUCCCAGGCCUCCCAGCCUGCCAACUACAGCAUGCCGCCCAGCUCCCAGCCUGGCUCAGGGUACCAACCCCGCCCUGGAUACACCCCGCCUCCAGGCAGCACCGUCACCCCUCCACCAGGAGCUGCUAACCCGUAUGCCCGCAACCGCCCCCCUUACGGCCAAGGCUACACUCAGCCAGGCCCUGGAUACCGGUAAAAGAGGAUAGCGGAUGUUGCCGAUCCUCACACGCCCCUCAAAUCCCCCACCCUAUAUGUGGCUCCAACUGUUUGGCGUGGGUGCAGGAAAUAUGGUCUACUGCUCUGCAUUCCCCCCACCCCCAUACAAAUAUCAAAUCCAAAUAUGAAACAAGCAGCUCCCCCAGUCUGAUGGUUAGUGUUUGUAUGCCGUCUCUCCAACACACCGCUCUGUUCUGGCCCUGGUGUCUGUUCCUUGUGUUUCUCCCCCCCCCCCUCCUGUCUCCACCACCACCGGUGUCUGCCCUCUCGCCUCCGUCAUUGUAAAACUGUAACCAGUCUGUUUGCACACACCUGGAAGACCAAAACAGGCUGUUGCACAAACUGUUUAUUGUUCUUUUCAUGGUAACGCUUCAUUUCGCGAGUGAGAUCAGCAUCCACAUUCUGCCUUUGUGUCACACAUGUCAACGACAGACAUCUCAGCCGCUUGUGUUGAGAUUACUGUGUGUAGAUGCAUUUAUGAGACGCUGUCUGAAUGAAAAGUUACCCACCUGUCAUUUGUUUUGUCUGUUUGUUUUGUGUUUUUUCUUUUUUUGAUCAACUUCACCACCAUGUCGGUAUUAAUGAUGUGUCAAUGAAACUGCCCCAUGUUGGGAACACUAGCUAAGUGAUGGCUUAUGGGAGGUGUAGAUCCCAGCGUCAUGAAGAAGGCUUCGUUUGUUUAGCUUGUUAUAUCACCUCCAGUAAAGCUUGCUAUUCCUCUUUCUCUUUCUCUUAUCACUGGUUUUUACUAAUAAAUCAAAUUCCACCUUCAAGUGAGAUUAGUUGUUUAUGUAUAAACUGUAACAUUUUUUUCUUGAACCUAAUAAAUGAUUGAGACCC
Molecule: messenger RNA, 2272 nt
Organism: Chelmon rostratus (copperband butterflyfish)
Lineage: Eukaryota; Metazoa; Chordata; Actinopteri; Chaetodontiformes; Chaetodontidae
Gene: tfg
Product: trafficking from ER to golgi regulator
Exons: 8
Coding region: 174-1412 (412 amino acids)
Biological process (GO): endoplasmic reticulum to Golgi vesicle-mediated transport; COPII vesicle coat assembly
Cellular component (GO): endoplasmic reticulum exit site
Molecular function (GO): identical protein binding
Source: RefSeq, a predicted model, not a curated record